AAAAUAGUUAUUGUCAGUUUACUUUGUACAUUUUUGCCCACCUGAUGAGUGAUAUGGCCUGAUUCUUGAGGCAUAAGAUCUAAUCUUGUUUCUGUUUAGUCACUAACACCUAAUAAAUAUUUUUGUUGGAUGGCAGUGAGGGCGCUGAAUGCCAUAUUUCAGAAAUUUGGUAUUUCUUCCGACCCUGCCUGGAAUAUUACUGGUGAUCCAUGCACCGGAAGCGCCAUCGAUUCUACAAAGGUAGACAGCACCAACAUCAAUCCGGCUAUUAAGUGUGACUGUACGUUUGAUAGCGGGACCACAUGCCACUUGAAGGAAUUGAAAAUGUAUGAGUUGAACAUAAAUGGGCAAAUUCCAGAGGAAUUAUUGAAUCUGACUUUCGUCUAUAAUCUAACAUUUGUAAGGAAUGAGCUACUGAGAUGGACCCUAUCAUGUAGAUGCACGGGACAAAAUUGAGAUGGUCUACUCAUCUAAUUGACUGAGGUGGUUAUCAGGCAGCCCACAUAAUGACCAGUUAGGCCUCUUUUGGGCCAGGUUAUUUGCAUGCUGAGGCCUGUCUGAUAUGUGCCUUUCGUCUGUCACUUGUGUGCAAUAUUGGCACAUGUGAGCAACAUGGACCAGGAAAGCACCUCUGCCAGUGCACUUAGCAGGUCUCCCCCUAUAACUCAGAAGGUCUACCAAGGUAUUGGGCAGUCCAAACCGAGCACUUGACAGGCCACCUCACGGCUGGGACAGUCCUAAGAGAUCAUAGUCCUUGGGUGUUUUUAAGCAUGAUAUGAAUCUAUCUAAUCAUUUUCUUUUUCUUCUUCUUCUUCUUCUUCUUCUUCUUCUUUUUUUUUUGCUUUUUUCUUUUUUGGUUGGAGCUGUUGCUCAAGGAUUUUCUCAACUGUCCAAAAUUAGUGAUUGACUGGAUGGUAAUGACUAAUGAGUUUCCAAUUGGUGCAUUGUUUGGCUAUAGCUUAUCUUAGAGGUGGCCCACAAUUGGAUGGUUAGAUUCAUCACCAUAUCAACUGAUCCAAUCACACCAUACAAAAAAUAGACAACCAUCCAAACAUUUCUAAACCCAUGUGCUGGCUUGGAUUGGACUGAUUUUUGGGGCGUCCCAUAUUCAUGGUGGGCGACCCUGCUAGAUGGAUUGGACGCUGUUAACACACCACAGUGCACCCCACAGCAGCUAGUAACACAAAAUUCUCAUCUACAACUAGUUACUAAAGCAUCUU
Messenger RNA from Magnolia sinica, 1220 nucleotides. Its product is annotated as probable LRR receptor-like serine/threonine-protein kinase At1g56130. The transcript is spliced from 3 exons. The coding region runs from base 130 to 456 and encodes 108 amino acids. NCBI's taxonomy places the organism in Eukaryota, Viridiplantae, Streptophyta, Magnoliopsida, Magnoliales, Magnoliaceae. The record is from RefSeq and is a predicted model, not a curated record.